Molecule: messenger RNA, 7058 nt
Organism: Larimichthys crocea (large yellow croaker)
Lineage: Eukaryota; Metazoa; Chordata; Actinopteri; Sciaenidae
Gene: tmem170b
Product: transmembrane protein 170B
Exons: 3
Coding region: 504-992 (162 amino acids)
Biological process (GO): negative regulation of canonical Wnt signaling pathway
Cellular component (GO): plasma membrane
Source: RefSeq, a predicted model, not a curated record
CUUAGCAACCACGUUGUUUGGCUGCUGGUCAACAGACAACUGUUGGCGGUAAAACAGUGUCAAUAAAUAUUUCCACAUUAGGAAAACACGUUAUUUAAACAGCUGAUAGGAUCAUUUGUGUUUGAUUUUUAGUGUCCCAUAACAAUUUUUAUGCGACAGCCGCCAUCGUCCUCUUUUGUUCCCCAUUCAUGACGCGACGUCAGAUGUGACGACGUAAACCGUGAGCCGUCGACCGAGCAGGCGGCUGGCCCUUUAAGGUUUCUGUAGCGGGGCUAGCCGAUGUAGGACGAGCCGACCGAGCGUCUGCCUGCCUGCUCUUCCGCUGUCAUCCCCAUCAUGGCCUCCACACAGCCGCCACCGACAGCACCGAGGAUGAACCGACCAGCCAGCGGCCCUUCCCUUCCUGGAGCGGAGACGGACGUCAAGCCGAAGCAGAGGCACCGGUAGAGGCGAGCCGCGCCGGGGAGAACCGCCUCACAUCCCAUGCCACCCCGGUCUCCUCCAUGCCUUCGCCUAAAACCAAGUACAGCUAUUCGAUAAAGAGGGGUGCGAACCCGGGCGGCUGCGGCGGCGGCGGCGGCGGCGGCGGCGGCAGAAACAUGACAACGAACAGGGAUUAUUCUGUUAAUCUGUCGGUGCAGCAAGUGCUGAGCCUUUGGGUGCAAGGCACGACGCUGCAGCACUUCACAGAGAUGUGGUACUGGGUGUUCCUGUGGUGUCUCUUCUCCUCGCUCUUUGUCCACGGGGCGGUGGGGCUGCUUAUGUUGGUCAUGCUGCAGCGCCACAAGAGGGGCCGCCUCAUCACCUUGGUGCUGGUCAGUGUUGGUUUCCUGGCCUCCCUCUCCGGAGGCGUCAUCACCAGCGCAGCAGUGGCAGGGGUGUACCGCGUGGCAGGAAAGGACAUGGCACCACUGGAGGCUCUGGUGUUCGGUGUGGGUCAGACCACCCUCUCUGUCAUCAUAUCCUUUUCACGCAUCCUGGCUACUCUGUGAAGUGAAACCCACGCCAGUUGCUGAGACGAGGGCAAAUGAAGAGACUUUUGGGUUCUCGUCAUGGUCAGGUUUGUGGAAAGAGAGGAGAAAUUUCUCCGGACCUUUAAGCAUGGUUGCAGGAGAGACCUCUCUGCUUUGUUACUGCCACAAUUACACUGCAAUUUAGAGAGAACUCCAUGCAGUUCAAUUGUCUUCGUGUCAGAGAGCACCAACCCUAAUCUUCUGGACUUGAAAGCCAUGCUUAGGAUGUUUCCAGAGUUACAUCACUUCUUUGUGCCAACAACCUUCUCUGGGACUUUCAGAUGCCUUUGCGCCCACUGACUCUUGAAGGCUUUCUGUUGCAUUUGUCGGAGGAAAAACCCUCUUUUUUUUAAAACCGUAGGGUGACAACCUGUAAUGAUUGCCUCUGGUGAUCAACGUGAGUACAAAUGUUGAGCAAUGGGGGUGUUUUAGAGAGUGACAACCCAACAGUGUUCAACAGCAAAAAAACAUUUUCUUCAGUGUUGAAUAUCAGCUGACGUUCAAGUACAGAUGAUCAUUCCUGUUGCUUAAAAGAUGCACCAUCCAACUCACAAGCUUUGAAUUAUGCACAUUGUAAAUGUUGGAGAUGCUCUUUGCCGCAGAGGUGUGAAAUCAGUAGACAUGGAAGAGAAAACCAGCAUCAGCACUUCAUUUGGUUUGUCUUGUUGAAAUAUUGUUACAUUGAGUGCCAAUGAGAACUCAGACCUGGGAAAUAUGCGCAUUGCACUUUUGUACUAAAAGUUAAAUGAGAAGACUCCACUCUCAUGUCUGUCUGGUAAAUAUAUGAAGCUACAGGGGAAACAGCUAGCCUGUCUCUGCCUACCAGCAGCUCUAAUGCUAAGACAUUAACUACUAUAGUCCAAAAACGACGGUUUCACAGGGAGGUUAUGUGCUUGUGGAGUCGAGAGCAGUUGAUUCUAGCUAUGUAAUAAUUGGCCACCUCCCUGUAAUACAUUCAGUUGUUGUUUUAACUCUUCAUGUUAAACAUACUACAUAUAACAUGUGAAUCAAUGAGCUUUAGAGGUGCUGGUAGGUGGAUUUUGUUACCUUUGGACAGAGCCAUGCUAGCUGUUUAUCUGUUUUCAGUCUAACUGUCUGCUUGUUCUAGCUACAUGUUUGCCAUGCAGACAUCAGAAUCCUCCUUACCCCUUAAAAGAGGUAAGGAGCUGGACGAGCCCUCAGUAUUGCAGAGGGGUUCAAUUUGCAUUGAACAGCUUUGAUUCAGGUCUGGUUAGCCUAAGAUUAGGAUCAGGUUAAAGGUCAUCAGGUCAUAUAAAGGGUUGUUUUGCUGCUUGAGAUAGACAUAUUUUCAGACUAACUUUAUCGUGUCUGUGAGUCUGUUUGCAGAUUUUCUGGCCCACCGUAGUAUUACUAACAACUACGGCAUCAUUGGAAAGCCUUCCCUCCCUGAAGAAGGUCAGACAGAUUGUGCUGUGGCUCCCUCUUUUCCUUGUUUUCUUUAUUAACCCAUGUUCCUUAAGUUUAACUUUGCAUUUUGCACUGAAAUGAAUCUGCCUUGUUUUAGCACAGUGUUUGAUGAAAAUACUCCAGUGUGACACCUGUCCAGUAUCCACAGUUCACAGAAAUCACAGAAGAAGAAAACGCAAAAAUCAGUGAUAAAUGACACUGGUGAACGAACUGUAAAAGAUGAUCUAUGAACAAAUGUGCUUGAAGCUACUGUAUUUAGUCCAGCUGGUUUGUCAUGUUGAUGCAUUAGUUGAAGUUCCUCAGAAUGAAACAAUACACUGAUCUUAUUUUAGCUUGAAGCUCUGGGCCCUUUAGUCAAACAUAUUCUCUUGUGCACAGUGCUUAACCAGGGUGAGGGCAGUUAGGUUGUAAUGCCAAAGUGUCGCUCACAUGCUAGCUUUAUUUACCACGUUUGUCUCAUUUCAUUUUAUAUUAAUUUAUUUGUUGUAUUCAGUUCUAGAAACUUUGCACAUUGGCUCGGGUAUCAAACAGCUCCCAGACGUGGCACAACUCUACCAAACCACAGCAGAAAUGAAUUAGACAAAAAUAAUAGAUGUGUGUCUGCCAUGUGCUUUUGAAAGCUCUGAAAGGUAAACACCAUGUAUUCUUUGGAGUUAUGUAAUUGACAUAACUCAGCUUCAGUACUAGCUUAGCACACAAGAUGGUGAUAUUGCACAGAAAUUAAGUGAUUCUGGUUUUUAAAAUGAUGAAGUGUGAUGAGUUUUUUGAAACAGACAUUUGGAGGAAUAAAAGUUUUUUUAUCCUAAUUUUCUCCCAAAAUGAAAAGUGUCAAAUUAGAGAGAAAUCAUCUCCCCCUUUUAAUCUUGUGAACGCUCUGCUCCGCACAUUGCCCGUAAUAACUGUUUAGCUGAACUUCAGGGACCAAAUGUGAGCCGCUGUCGAUGACUCACCUGCUGUCAUAGAAAUGAUAUCUCUGUGAAGCUGUUUGUGGGGCAGUUUCUGCAUGUUUGUGUGUAUGUAUGGUUCAUAAGAGACAUGUGAGUGUUAUUGCUAUAUUCUGUGUUGAUCUGUGUGGUUGUGCAUGUGAGUAGUGUCACAGGAUGUUAAUUUCUUUUCUGUGCUUAGAGGGGUUUGUUUCCCGUUCUUUAAUGGACCCAGAAAGUGUCAGAAAGCGUGAGGACCUGAUUGUAGUGAGACACUGUGUUCACUGAGCAGUGUCUUACAUAAUGUGUUGGAAACCUUUUUAUUUGAUGUGUGAAGAGACUUCUGCCGAUGAAACUGCAAGAACUGUCAGACUGGACUGAAGAUGAUAGAUGAGUGCACUUAAUGUACACCCUGAGCUGUACAUAGCUAUAGUGUACAAGUGUAACCAACAGCUGAUAUGAACAAACUAACCACUGGAUAGUAGUUUGAUAUUCACACAGUCGGAGGAUUUACACCUAGUGCCAUGAUCACUCGUGAUAAAUAUUGUUUUUCUUUCCAAUCCAGGUUCUGUGAUUCAGCCGCUGUCUGUGGCUGUGUGACCGUGUGUGUGUACUGCAAUAUCUAAGGAGACACCCAGCAACUAAAUAUCCUCUCUAGACUUUAAAAAUGCCAUCGAACUGCACUGAGACACCCAGCUCAAUAAUCGUGUUUCUUUCAUAGGCUUAGAACUAAAGCUUUCCCCUCAGUCUCCUGUCGUCCAAAUGCCACAUAUUCCCCCUGGACACAGACUGUACCUGCUGCAAUUGCAUGUGCAGUGCAGAUAAGGUGUGAAUGGACUAUACGGACAAUCCAACAAGAGACAGUGUUGUACAAAACCCAAAGUGGCACUUGUAGAUAAUGUACAAUAUAUUCUUUUUUAAUUUUGUACCAGCUAAACUGCUGAUAUUUAUAACUAUUGCCUAUUUAUGUACAAAUUGUUCUCUGUACAUACUCAACAGUCAGUUGAAAUAAAAUCUUUUGCAGUAUAAACAAUAUAAAAGGAUUGCUCUCUCCAUUCAUUACUGUCUUCAUAGAUGUGUAUGGAUCUGUAGAUUCAUCUUAUAAUGCAGCAGCAGUGGCUGUAUUCUCAUUUACAGAAUCAUUGGUGAUAACGUGGGUCACUUUUCCCUCGUCAUCCAUGUGCUGUUGUCCUCCUCUGUGCCUUUGUAGUUGACCAUCAUUCUUCUUUCAGAUCAUUUUUGGAUAAGCUGCAGUAAAUCAUCUCUUUAAAGGCUAAAAAAUCUUCUGUGGAGUCCAAUCUUGAAAGUGAGGAAUUUAUUUUGCAGAGCUGGUAACAGCUCCGGAGCAUUUGUUCAAAAGUAUUGAAAGGUGUUAAAUGAACAUAUCGAAGUAUAUUUACUCAACUAUUGUACUUAGAAAGAUAGUUCUGAUUUUAAAUGGGGUUGUAUGAAGUACUUCUACAUAGUGCAGACAGCAGUCAGUGUGCUCCCAGUUUUGAGUAGCAAACAGAAGUCACAUCAUUAAAAUAGAGCAAAGCACUGUUGUGGACAAGGUCAGCAGAAAAACCUGUUUUAAAUGGCUCAUUUUAAGCUUUAACUCACCAUCAGUCAGCCCUUCAUCUUGGUGCUACACUGUCUCAUUUGUAAAAUUUACAUAUUUCUACAGUGAAGCGUGACUGAGCUGCACACGGCAUAUUACCCUCACUCAAAUGAAUAGGAAAGUCGGAUCCUGUCUGAAUCCAGCCUCAUGCUGCAGACCUGGUGAGAAUAUGCUUACUAUAGUGUAUACUUUAUAAAAUGGCUAAAACAUGUGUUUCUGCUGAUCCUUCCAAAGCAGUGCUUUGGUCUACAUCGGUGUCAGGACUUUUAGCUGCUUCUCCAAACUGGGGUCAUGCUGACCAUCAAAUUUUUUUCUUUUUGAUUUUGAUGAGAGUGUGCAGCUGUUGGCUGCACUUGGUUUGAGGUCGGUUUCAAUCAGGAAAAAAAUGGUGGCCUGUCUAGUCUUAAAAGUUCUUUGAAGCCGUAAGAACGCAGUUAGCAGUAACUAAAAUGUGAAAAUAUUUGAGGAGAGAAAUAGUUAAUGCAGUUACAGAAUCUGGAUUGAUAUUUGAUCACGGCCUAGUCUGACACUUUGAUCAGUUUCAUAAUCCAGGUAAAACUAGAGACUGAGAUGCAUGAGGUAAAUGUUUACUGAUGUAAUAAAUAAUAAGUCAUUAUUUUCCAUAAGUCUCGAUGCAAUCAGAGUCCCCCCUGUGCAGGCCAUGUUAAUUAACACUAAACACGAGUCCAGAUGAGGCUGAUGGGAAUGCCAUUAGUAUUGCAGGUGUUUCUAAAACAAAGUUAUUACAAUUCAUCUACACUCUGCUGUACUCAGAAACUAAAUUCACAGCCUCAUGGUGGUGCUACAGAAAUAAAUCAGGAGAUCAUCAAACAUUUAGUGUUUCUAUACAAAAUGAUGUGGUAAUACACACAAUAAUUGUUCACAUAUUUCAGUCUGGACCAAAAAAGUAAAAAACCAACUGACAGAUUGUCAUCUUUUGAGCCAUAAUACAUAGCAUAGCAUAGCUCAAAGUGAUCUAAAAGUGUGAACUCUGAAGGCCUGUGAUUAACAUUAACUCUGACAUUGUGUUUAUUUUAGAGUAACUUAACAGUGAAGUCAUUGCCUCAGAAAUUGUCAUUGUUCUUGUGAUUUAAUAGGUCAUUAAUCCAAAAUCUAAUCUGUACAUCAUUAUUCAAUGUGUCUCUGUUUCUAUUGUCCUCUGGGUCACAAGCAUCAUCUCCAUUCGGGUCUUGUCUCCUGGUGGCACCGGGGCAGACGGAGAUCAUCAAAGAGGAGGCCACGACAUUGCACCAGACCUCCUGGCAGAGCUGUAAGCCACUGAAGCACUUUACUUUGCUGUACAUGCUCUGCUGCAGCAACCGUUUUUAGAAAAAGCUAAAUGUGUGUUUUGUCUGCACUGGGCGUGAGGAAGUUGGCUGUUUUCAUUUGGUGGUAUGACACCCAAAAAAAAGCUUCCAGUACGUGAUGCAUCAUCAUUGUAAUGACAGGGGCAGACUCCAUGACUGAACAAAAUACAAUUGAGAUUCAGACACACACAAUGCUUAUUCUCAUAUCUGAUUUGACAUUUUGUUGCUAUUCCAGCUGUGUGAUGUGCUUUCCUCCCUGUUUGAAAGGCUUUGACCACCAGAUACAAGGAUCAAGGCUUUCUUUGAAAAUCUCAGCACAGCCUGUUGUUCAUGCUGAAUGUAAUGUGUUUAUAAUUCUGUGGAGGAGGAGGAGAAGGAGGAGGAGGUGGAGGAGGGGACAAUGAAUAACUGUGAUGGAAUUUAAUCAGCAUGCUUGUGUAUUUAAAAGGACAAAGGUCCUGAGUUGUUAUCACCUUGUUUUUUGUUAUUUUAUUCUUUAAUGGCAGAGAACAGAGUCUGUGACUCCUGUUUCCACUCAUCAGCAGCGGCAUGUGGACGGUACUUUCAUAACCAAUAUGAGAGAAAGGGUGAGCAGAGCUGAUAAGAGGUCAGUAGAUGCAGGAAGUGUUUCAUAAGAAGCCAGGGAUGUGGAGGAAUGUGGCUUUGGUAUAAGCCACGUUCCCAAAAGACAGUAAUAUUUAUGCUCUUAAAUGACCUUAAAUCACUGCAUCAAUGCAUGUGUGUGUGUGUGGUCAUCCACACCAAAAUAAAAUGUUGGUAUUUUUCA